AACAACCCCCCCCCAAAUAAACCAAGUAAAAUAAACCACAAUGCCUCAAUCAAGCACUCCAUACCCCUUCACAUUCACCAAUUCAUCGUCCCCACCUCAAUCAAUAGAUGGAACAAUCCGCAGCAUUUCCCUCACCAUCCCCAAUGUCCGAGGCUGCAUCCCCUCCACCCAAGCAUCCCGUCUCCGCACAAUGAUGUUAGAGUCGCAUCGCGAUCCCUCCAAGAUUCUCGCGUUUCCAUGUAGCUAUGACGGGCUAUCAUCACGACUCAUUGAAGAAGCGGGGUUCCCGAUGCUAUUUCUAUCGGGGUUCGCAGUCUCCAGCUCCUACGGACUACCUGAUACGGGGUAUAUUGCGAUGGAAGAGAUGUGCUCCAAGGUCCAAGAAACAGUCCGAGUAACCACUCUUCCAGUGAUGGUCGAUGGGGAUACGGGGUACGGAAGUCCGAUGAAUGUACGGAGGACGGUAGAGUCAUUUGCAGCAGCAGGAGCAGCGGGGGUGAUGAUUGAGGAUCAGACUUGGCCUAAACGAUGCGGGCAUACAAAGGGGAAGUCUGUGGUUUCGCGUGGUGAGGCCUACGCUCGGAUCCGGGCUGCCUGUGAUGCGAGGAAUGAGGGACGGGAUAUCUUUAUCCUGGCUAGGACUGACGCCUUGAUACAUGGAUGGGAGGAAGCAAUGGCGCGGGCGAGAGAGUUCAAGCGUUUAGGCGCUGAUGCGGUGUUUGUGGAAGCUUUGCCUGAUCGAGAGUCCAUGAGACGAUGCGUGGAGGAGUUGGAUAUGCCCAUGCUGGCUAAUAUUAUUGAAGAGGGCAAGACAGAGAAUCUCUCUGCCAAGGAGCUUGCGCAACUGGGUUUCGCAGCGGUAGCAUAUCCGUGGACCUUGGUCGCGGCCAGGCUGAACAGUAUUCGGGAUGCGCUGGAAGGGCUGAAACGGAGCAUGGUUGAGGACACGGCACCGCCUGUUAUUCUCGGGUAUUCGGAUGUGUGUGAGGGAGUUGGGUUUAAUCAGUAUUGGGAUCUGGAGGCACGGUACGAAUACGACCAAGAUGGACUGGUGAACCGUUGAUUGGGGCCGGGUAGAGUACUAUAUUCGGCUAUCUCGCUCCGUUGAUGCAAACUAAGUAUGACAGUAGCGUCUUAGGCCUUUAUCAAAUGAUCGGGACAUGUCAAUUACAAUCUGAAAGGGCAGGAGUGCUGUGCGGAAAGGAUGUAGAUUCGGCACGCUCCGGGGGUGGUUGCUAUAUAACUUUCUUCCUGCAUGCCUACACAGUCGUCUAUAUAUUUGCAGGAACUAUCUUCUAACACAUCAUUAGUGUAUAAUCGAAUAUAGAACCAUGAAGAUGUCAAGUAGAGCAAUUGUAAUAGGGUAAAGAGGACCCCGUGACCAAAGGAGUAAUUUGAUCCGGUGGAAACGAAGACCCACCCCGCUCUAUAUUUGGAAUGCUGUCC
This is a messenger RNA of Aspergillus alliaceus, 1446 nucleotides long. Its product is annotated as isocitrate lyase/PEP mutase family protein. Bases 41 to 1063 code for a protein of 340 amino acids. Gene Ontology annotation, molecular function: catalytic activity. Lineage: Eukaryota; Fungi; Ascomycota; Eurotiomycetes; Eurotiales; Aspergillaceae. The record is from RefSeq and is a predicted model, not a curated record. The transcript has 3 exons.